GGCCGAAGCGCGUGCUGCUCAUCAUGGGAUUGCUUGCUAGCAUGUACUCAUGGCGAGAGACUGUCAAGCACUAUGCCAAUCGAAAGGAUACGACAGUACUGGUCUUUGACAAUCGAGGCGCUGGCAAGUCUGAUGCGCCCUUGGGUAGAUACACGACGACGAUGUUGGCGGAGGAUACUCUAGAAUUGCUGGAUCAUGUCGGUUGGACAAAGUCGCGCAGUGUUCAUGUUAAUGGUGUUUCAAUGGGCGGUAUGAUUGCUAUGCAGCUUGCACUUGUUGCAGGAGAGCGCAUCAAGAGUCUGUGCUUGACGUCCACCUGCGCAAAACAUCAAAACCCACCGCGCACACGACUUGAAAGUAUCGCCGGUUGGAUUGAUUGGUUCAGGCCAAAACCAACUAAUGAGCGCAAGGUUGAAGUGCUCAUGGGACGUUUGUUUACAGAUGAAGCAUGGCUCGACAGCAAGAAUCCCGCGUACCCCGAAUUCAGGACAAACCGCGAGCGCGUCUUCCAAAUCAUGCUCUAUCGUGUCACUCAAAGCAAGACACCGCGUGUGUCUGGUCAGGUUGGCCAGAUUGCGGCUUGCCUCACCCAUCAUUGCUCGCAAGAGAACUUAGCAAAGAUUGGCCAGCAAAUGCCUGUCCUUGUGAUUGUUGGCAGACAAGACAUGCUCAUAGAUCCAGCGUGUUCGGAUGUUCUCUACAAGCAAGUCUCCUUGGAAGGCCAGCGGUCUCACGUGAGGCUGGUCAGCUAUGAGAAGGGAGGCCAUGCGUUGAUGGUAGAAGAGGAGGAGGCCUACCACAAGGAGCUGGACAACUUUGAGGCUCAGAGCGAGACAUUCGAGGCGAAGGCUCAUGAUGAUAGAAAGUAGACUGUGUAGAUGAAGAGGACU
Protomyces lactucae-debilis is the source of this 890-nucleotide messenger RNA. RefSeq names its product Alpha/Beta hydrolase protein. Gene Ontology annotation, molecular function: catalytic activity. NCBI's taxonomy places the organism in Eukaryota, Fungi, Ascomycota, Taphrinomycetes, Taphrinales, Protomycetaceae. The transcript has a single exon. The record is from RefSeq and is a predicted model, not a curated record. Bases 24 to 869 code for a protein of 281 amino acids.